This is a messenger RNA of Notolabrus celidotus (New Zealand spotty), 1529 nucleotides long. It is a transcript of the gene pgam2, whose product is annotated as phosphoglycerate mutase 2 (muscle). Gene Ontology annotation, molecular function: intramolecular phosphotransferase activity. Lineage: Eukaryota; Metazoa; Chordata; Actinopteri; Labriformes; Labridae. Gene Ontology annotation, biological process: glycolytic process. The transcript has 3 exons. The record is from RefSeq and is a predicted model, not a curated record. Bases 441 to 1208 code for a protein of 255 amino acids.
UCUGAGCAAAUGUCAUGUUUCCUAAACAUAAUAAUCUCUGAAUAAACUCCAGUUUCUCUAAGGUAGUCCUAUUCAUCUCAGAGUGAGGCGCCUCUCUGCAGCCAACUCUGAUCUUUACACUUUUGUUCCACAGAUCUCAGUUUAAAAGUCAUGUUGCUAUUUUGGCUUAAUGUCUGACCUCUGGCCUUCCCAGCCACCACAUGUUGCAGCAGCCCAGCAGAGCUCUGGUGCUAUUGGCUGGGGUUCUAUGUCCAUCAGAGUAUCAAGGCCUCUCACAGGUGGAAUGUAAAGGAGGCUUGUCACAAGCCAGGCUGCUAUAUAAAGAGUUUGGUAUGCUGGCUCUGGCUCACUGUUGGUCAGCCAGUGUGUGUGUGCACAACUUAGAAGGGCUGAGGGUUCUGUGUUUACUGUAAGGUAAAUCCACAAAACACACUGUAAGCAUGGCUGCCGUCCAUCGUUUGGUUAUUGUCCGCCACGGUGAGAGCGCCUGGAACCAAGAGAACCGUUUCUGCGGCUGGUUCGAUGCUGACCUCAGUGAGAAGGGUAUGGAGGAGGCCAAGCGUGGGGCGCUGGCCAUCAAGGAAGCAGGCAUCAAGUUUGAUGUGUGCUACACCUCUGUGCUGAAACGAGCAGUCAAGACCCUGUGGACCAUCAUGGAAGGCACAGACCAGAUGUGGCUGCCUGUGAUUCGUACCUGGCGUCUGAAUGAGCGUCACUACGGAGGCCUCACUGGUCUCAACAAGGCCGAGACAGCUGAGAAGCACGGAGAGGAGCAGGUGAAGAUCUGGCGCCGCUCCUUUGACACCCCACCUCCACCUAUGGACAAGGAACACGCUUAUAACAAAAUCAUCAGUGAGUCCCGGCGUUACAAGAACCUGAAGCCUGGUGAGCUCCCAACAUGUGAAUCACUAAAGGACACCAUCGCCCGUGCCCUGCCUUUCUGGAAUGACGUCAUCGCCCCUGAAAUCAAGGCGGGAAAGAAUGUCAUCAUCGCUGCCCACGGCAACAGCCUCCGUGGCAUCGUCAAGCACUUAGAAGGUAUGUCUGAUGCUGCCAUCAUGGAGCUGAAUCUGCCAACAGGAAUCCCAAUCGUGUACGAGCUGGAUGCAGACCUGAAGCCAGUUAAGCCCAUGUCUUUCCUCGGUGAUGAGGAAACCGUAAAGAAGGCCAUGGAGGCCGUGGCUGCUCAGGGCAAAGCCAAGAAGUAAGCCUGCUCUGGAGACAGAAAAACAGACUGUUCCCCACCUCAUUCUUCAAGCUUUUUUCCGCCACCCAUUUGUCCAUCCUUGAAGUCCAUUCCAACAGGGUAAAUGUUUAAUGGUUCUUUUGGAGACGAGCCAUUUUCAGCACAUUAGCCCUGUUUGUUCAAAUUACAAACAGAGGGAUGACCUGUCAAUCAGUACAGACAGCCAGGGUCUCAUGUUCCAUGCAGCCACACACCACUCAGCCCUUUUAAAUUGUGGUCACGCCCCUAUGUUAAGGGCCUCACCACCCUGGCACAACCAAUAAAGAAACCAUGUUUUUACUUA